AUGGGUAAAAAGAACUCUGAAGAUUACAGCGGACGUUCCUCUAAAUCGCAUGGACACAAAGGCGCUAGCGCCAAGAGCCAUGGAAAACCUCACUCUAGUAAAGGAUCUCGAUAUGACAAAUAUGCAGAUGCCAGUUUGAUUGCUCCUGGUACAGAGCAAGGGCAAGGUAUCAAUUGA
Messenger RNA from Mucor velutinosus, 177 nucleotides. RefSeq lists its product as uncharacterized. The record is from RefSeq and is a predicted model, not a curated record. The coding region runs from base 1 to 177 and encodes 58 amino acids. NCBI's taxonomy places the organism in Eukaryota, Fungi, Mucoromycota, Mucoromycetes, Mucorales, Mucoraceae. The transcript is spliced from 2 exons.